GCCUGCCCCUCCCCGUCACGCUGCUCCGGGCCGGCCAUGGCGGAAGCUGGGGCUGUGGAGCCCGGGGGUGUGGAGCUCCCUCUGCAGCGGCGGCUGGCGACGCUUGGCCGGCGGCUGGCGGCGCUGAGCGUAGCGGGCGGUGACGAUACCUUCUUAGCAAAGGGCUCAGCUACUCUGGAGAAAUUGAAGGACUUCUGUAACAAUGGGAAAGGACAUCCGUCCAUGCUUUUGCAGCAGUAUACACAGGCUGUCUUAGACAUUACAUAUUUUGAGGAAAACCAGCUCGUGGAUGAAGAUUUUCCAGAAGAAUCUUCCUUGCAGAAAGUGAAAGAACUUAUUUGUACCCUUUCAGAACCAGAAGACUUAUGGAGGGAAUGCAACAUGAAUGAAGAAACCAUCAGUAUCCUUGGUGCAGAGUUGUUAGAAUGUCUUUACUGGAGAAAAGGAGCCCUGCUUUACAUGUAUUGUCAUACAGCAAAAGAAAGGAGUGAGUGGCUACGAGAAAACAUUGCUGUAUUUAAAAAGUGUCUUAAUGAUGGAGUUAAUUACUUGAUGAAGAUGCUUAGCUUUAGAUGCCCUGUGCAGCUAAACGAAGAUGUCUCACCUCACGAUAAAGACACAGCUAGAUUACUCAAUGAAGGUGUAUUUAGUGACACUCACUUACUCGCGAUGAUGUACAGUGGAGAAAUGUGCUACUGGGGACUGCAGCACUGCGGAGAAGCGAAGCAGGAAGGCCUUGAGACUGUAGGUUUUGUGUCCGACAGUGACCCGGGCUGUGGGUUACAGAGCACAUCGCUGGAUUUCCGAGAAACGGGAAAAAACAUGUUAAAAAAGUACGUGGCUGUAUGUGAGGGACCUCUGAAAGGCCAAGGGUGGAACACAACAACUGCAAAACAAAUGUUGUGCUGUUUCGUGGGAUCCCACAAAUAAAAUGCACCACUUUGGCUAUCGCUGGAAGACUCCUUUUGCUCCGGGAGCACGCUCAGGGACACAGUCUUUGCUUCGGUCUUCUUCUCAGAAGGAUUUGCAUUCGAAAAGCUUUUAGAACACAAGUCGGAAGUGUAACGAAGCUUUUCUGUAAGGAAGCCCCACCUGCCUCACGCCGGGGAUGACUUGGCUCUCUCUCCGCCCAGCCUCUUCCAUGAGCGCCGGCGCACUGGA
This is a messenger RNA of Pogoniulus pusillus (Red-fronted tinkerbird), 1161 nucleotides long. It is a transcript of the gene RIMOC1, whose product is annotated as RAB7A interacting MON1-CCZ1 complex subunit 1. NCBI's taxonomy places the organism in Eukaryota, Metazoa, Chordata, Aves, Piciformes, Lybiidae. The transcript is spliced from 6 exons. Gene Ontology annotation, biological process: mitophagy. The record is from RefSeq and is a predicted model, not a curated record. The coding region runs from base 37 to 930 and encodes 297 amino acids.